This is a messenger RNA of Cuculus canorus (common cuckoo), 937 nucleotides long. RefSeq names its product troponin I3, cardiac type (gene TNNI3). Gene Ontology annotation, biological process: muscle contraction. Gene Ontology annotation, cellular component: troponin complex. NCBI's taxonomy places the organism in Eukaryota, Metazoa, Chordata, Aves, Cuculiformes, Cuculidae. The transcript has 10 exons. The record is from RefSeq and is a predicted model, not a curated record. Bases 114 to 782 code for a protein of 222 amino acids.
CCCCCUCAUGUAGGCUCCGCCCAUUCUCUCCACGGCCCCGCCCCCUCCCAUUCAUAACCCCGCCGCCGCUCCCGCUGUCCCGUCUCGGGCUGCGCAGCAUCACCAGCAAAGCCAUGGCUGAAGGGGAAGAGGAGGAGGUACCGCCCCCCAAGGAGGAGGAGGAGAGGGGGGGGGCGCCCCCCCCACAGGCCCCCCCUUUGCGCCGCAAAUCUUCUGCCAAUUAUAAAGCCUACGCCGUGGAGCCACACGCCAAGAGAAAGUCCAAGAUCUCGGCCUCUCGGAAGCUGCAGCUGAAGACGCUGCUGCUGCAAAGGGCGAAGCGGGAGCUGGAGCGCGAGGAGCAGGAGCGGGGGGGCGAGAAGCAGCGGCUGCUGGGGGAGCUGUGCCCCCCCCUCCAGCUGGAGGGGCUGGGGGCGGCCCAGCUGCAGGAGCUGUGCCGGGAGCUCCACUCCCGCGUGAGUCGAGUGGAUGAGGAACGGUACGACCUGAGCACUCGCGUCACCAAGAACCUCAACGAGAUGGAGGAGCUGCGCCGGCGGGUGGUCGGGAGCCGGUUCGUGCGUCCGACCCUGCGCCGCGUCCGUCUGUCGGCCGACGCCAUGAUGGCGGCUCUGCUCGGCUCCAAGCACCGCGUCGGCACCGACCUGCGCGCCGGCCUGCGCCAAGUGCGCAAGGACGAGGGCGAGAAGGAGAGCCGCGAGGUCGGCGAUUGGAGGAAGAACGUGGACGCUCUGAGUGGGAUGGAGGGGAGGAAGAAGAAGUUCGAGGGGGCCACGGCCUGAGGCAGCUGCAGCCGCAAAUGGAUCCUCGGCAGCGUCCGACACGUUCUGCCCCCCCAAUAAAUGCCCCCCCAAUAAAUGCCCCCCAAUAAAUGCCCCCCCAAUAAACGCCCCCUCACAAAUAAAUGCCCCCCCUUUCACCCCCCCAAUAAAUACCC